GAUUGUUAUCAUCAUCGUCAGUCACUUUAAAACCGUUUCCAGGUUAGCCCUUGUGUUUAUCAAACUAUAGUGGACUUUGAAUGGCAGAUUUGUUUACGCAUGACGGCCGGCGUUGCACACAAAACAGUGGGGGUAAACGAGAGGAGGAGGCUGCGGAAACAUGCUCGACCCCCCUCCGUGGCAUUGGUUCUCUGCUCGGAUAUUCCAGGGAAUCACAAGAGACUAUUGGCGAGAACGCUCCUCGCAUCUACAAAUGGCAUCGAUAGCAGCGGCGACGCACGAGUCGAGCUCUGCGCUCGCUGAUGCUUUACUCCCGGCGAGCAUAUUCGCACCAGACCGUGGAGGAUGCGCGGACGACCCUGGGGACGAGUUCUACGAGGACGGGGACGUGGUCAACGGAGAGUCCGAGGACCGGAGGAUUGACUUUACAAGCAAGUUGGCCCUUGUCAGUCCAAAUGGAGAGCAGUAUGACUCCUUACUUAGCCAGCUAAAGGACAGGAUGGAAGAAGGGUCCGGAGAGACCAUCUAUGUGGUUGGGAUGGGUUCAGAUGGUGGCGAUUGGGGUCUCAAUGAAAAGGACAUGGAGGCUUCAGAGGCCACGGUGCGAUCCAUGUGUGCACAACUGGACUCUGAUCUGAUCCCGCUAAGGGAACGCACUGAAGCGGAGGGCUUGGUACGGGAUUAUCUGAUCCGUCGGCGUGUGGGGGAGCUGGACUUCCUGGAGGUCAGGGUGGCAGUGGUAGGGAACGUGGAUGCUGGUAAGAGUACUCUUUUAGGAGUGUUAACACAUGGAGAGCUGGAUAAUGGCAGAGGCUUCGCUCGCCAGAAACUUUUCAGACACAAGCAUGAGAUGGAGAGCGGCAGGACCAGCAGUGUGGGAAACGAUAUACUCGGAUUUGACCAAGCGGGACAGGUGGUGAACAAACCGGACAGCCAUGGAGGAAGUCUGGAUUGGACCAAAAUUUGUGAGAACUCCUCAAAGGUUAUCACCUUCAUCGAUCUGGCCGGCCAUGAGAAAUACCUCAAGACCACCGUGUUUGGAAUGACGGGACAUUUACCAGACUUUUGCAUGCUCAUGGUCGGCAGUAAUGCAGGGAUUGUGGGCAUGACCAAAGAGCACCUGGGUCUGGCCCUAGCCCUUAACGUUCCCGUCUUUGUUGUGGUGACAAAAAUAGACAUGUGUCCAGCUAACAUCCUGCAAGAAACAUUAAAGUUGCUUCAGAGGUUACUGAAGUCCCCUGGUUGCAGGAAAAUCCCUGUCCUGGUGCAGAACAAGGACGACGUCAUUGUCACGGCAUCCAACUUCAGCUCUGAGAGGAUGUGUCCCAUUUUUCAAAUCUCAAACGUGACUGGAGAGAACAUGGACCUGCUCAAGAUGUUCCUCAACCUGCUCUCAUCCCGGACCUGCUACAGAGACGACCAGCCAGCUGAGUUUCAGAUUGACGACACCUACUCUGUACCGGGAGUUGGAACAGUAGUAUCUGGAACUACGUUACGUGGACUAAUUCGUCUGAAUGAUACUAUGCUCCUGGGGCCAGACCCUUUGGGCAGCUUCAUUCCCAUUGCUGUAAAAUCAAUUCACCGCAAGCGAAUGCCUGUGAAGGAAGUCCGAGGGGGUCAGACUGCCUCGUUUGCACUUAAAAAGAUCAAGCGUUCGACGAUAAGGAAAGGCAUGGUGAUGGUGUCCUCAAGGUUGAACCCACAAGCCACUUGGGAGUUUGAGGCAGAGAUUCUUGUUCUACAUCACCCCACUACGAUAUCACCCCGAUACCAGGCUAUGGUCCACUGUGGCAGCAUAAGGCAGACUGCCACCAUCUUGUCCAUGAACAGAGACUGCUUACGGACAGGAGACAAGGCCUCUGUCCACUUCCGCUUUAUUAAGACCCCCGAGUACCUUCACCGUGACCAGAGGCUGGUGUUCAGGGAGGGACGCACAAAGGCUGUAGGGACCAUCACAAAGCUCCUGCAGUCCACCAAUAAUUUGCCAUCAAACUCCAAACCUCCACAGAUAAAAAUGCAAUCCACGAAAAAGACACAGUCUCGAAAAGAGGACGGCACCACAGCAACCGGCGAUGAGGGCAUGACGAUAUCACAGUCAUCGGGCCCAAGCACGACACAUGGAGAGGGGGAGGAGGACCCUCAGUUAAAGGAGGGCAACAAAGAGAACAAGCCAAAGACGGGAGGAGGUGGAAGAAGAAGAGGAGGCCAGCGACACAAAGGGAAAGGACAGAACAACUCUGCAGCAGUAGCCUCCACUUCAGGAACAGGAUGCUGAACUGACUCCCUCUUUGCUUACCUCCCUCUCCAUCAAUCAUUCCAGCUAUUUUAGUGCAAAACACUCCUCAGUCUUACUCCUCAUUGCCUUUUAUACCAGGAUUUUAUUAUCAAGAGAACAUGAAGAUUGGAUUUUAUGUCAAUAAAUCUGCCAUCACUGUUGAGAAUGGUUUACAUGACACAGUCGAGAAUAGUUUGUCACAAUCAUUAUUUUUAUUUAUAAUUUUUUUUUUAUAAAGUGGCUUAAUGAUAGGAAGGGGGGGGGGGGUAAAACCCAAAUCAAGGGUCCAAGAAAUACGAGCAGCUAAAAGUGACACUUGCCCAUGCAUUUCCUGUGAAUUUGCAAUGAAAAGAAUAUUUCGUGUACUAUUUAUACUUGUUCGCACCCUGUUUGAAAAUAUAAAUAUACAACUGAAUGUAGCAGGGAACACAUCCUGUUAAUCCUAGAUGUAUGGAAACUAAUACUAGCCGUUAAGUUUUAUAAUUGUCAAUUUAUUUGGCAUUCAUGCAAAAUUUUACCCUUGGAUACUUGUUCUUAACUUUUAACCUUGUAUCACUUGUGAUCUUCUACCCACUAGUGUGCUACAACAUGGCUCCACCCUACAGUAAUCUUGUCUCCCCAGCAGUCACUCAUGAUUCUAAGACAUGCAGUGCUAAUUGUGAACUCUAGUACCUAUUGUGUUACAGCUUGCUACUGUUAACGUGACAUUUGCUCAGCUAAAAACUCAAUAAACUGGUUGUACCAAGCUGCACAA
Messenger RNA from Phyllopteryx taeniolatus (common seadragon), 3029 nucleotides. It is a transcript of the gene gtpbp1, whose product is annotated as GTP binding protein 1. Gene Ontology annotation, biological process: translational elongation. Gene Ontology annotation, molecular function: GTP binding; GTPase activity; translation elongation factor activity. NCBI's taxonomy places the organism in Eukaryota, Metazoa, Chordata, Actinopteri, Syngnathiformes, Syngnathidae. The record is from RefSeq and is a predicted model, not a curated record. Bases 161 to 2275 code for a protein of 704 amino acids. The transcript is spliced from 15 exons.